AUGCUGCAAGGAUUGUUAAAGGAUUCAUUCUAUAAUUGCCCUUCAUUGGUGGUUUUAGAUCUUAGCCAUAAUAAUUUGAUUGGAAGAAUUCCAAAAUGGAUUGGAGAGAUUCCAUUGGGCUAUAUUCUCUUGAGUCAUAAUCAUUUUGAAGGAAAAAUCCCAAUUCAGCUAUGCAAGUUGGAUAAGUUAAGCUUGAUUGAUCUUUCUCAUAACAAUCUUUCUGGUCAUGUUCCUUAUUGCCUAAGCUGUAGUGGUAUUUUUUACCAAGAUGCUGGGAGUUCAAUAUAUCUUCAAGUGCCUGUGGAGUUUACAACCAAAUAUUCUUCCUAUGUUUACCAACCAAACAUCCUCCGCUACUUUUUGGGGAUCGAUCUCUCUUGCAACAAUUUGACAGGUGAAAUUCCUCCUGAAAUUGGAACUCUCAGCAUGAUCAAGGUAUUGAAUUUGACACAUAACAAGUUGAUUGGUGCAAUACCACCAACAUUUUCAAACCUGGGGCAAAUUGAGAGCUUGGAUCUUUCUUAUAACAAUUUGGAAGGGAAAUUUCCUCCUCAACUUAAUCAGCUAUAUUCUCUAGUUGUAUUCAAUGUAGCACACAACAAUCUAUCUGGCAAAACACUUGAGAGGGUUGCACAAUUUGCAACAUUUGACCAGAGUAGCUACGAGGGAAAUCUUUUGUUGUGUGGACUGCCACUGCCGAAGAGUUGCAACAACACAUCUCCAUCACCACCAGUAACUCCAACAGAAGAAAAAGAAGAUAAAGGCUUCAUGGAUAUGGGUGUUUUCUAUGUGAGCUUUGUGGUGUCGUACACCAUGGUGUUGUUAAUAACAGCAGCAGUUCUAUACAUAAACCCAUACUGGCGACGAAGAUGGUUUUACUUCAUAGAAACGAGCCUUAUCAAUUGCUACUAUUUUCUGGUGGACAAUAUUCCUCUACUGUCCAAAUUUGGACUUUCAUAG
Manihot esculenta (cassava) is the source of this 960-nucleotide messenger RNA. RefSeq names its product receptor-like protein 15. Lineage: Eukaryota; Viridiplantae; Streptophyta; Magnoliopsida; Malpighiales; Euphorbiaceae. Gene Ontology annotation, molecular function: protein binding. The coding region runs from base 1 to 960 and encodes 319 amino acids. The transcript has a single exon. The record is from RefSeq and is a predicted model, not a curated record.